AUGGAGGGAGAUGUUGAGUGGGUCCAACAGAUUCCGCCACUCGUGGACGACGAUGAGUCACACCUUGACCAAUCUAUGACAGAUCAACAAGAAGAGCGUCCCCGGCUACGGGUGCACAUCAAAAAGUGGCAUGCCAUUGCGGCCUGGCACUGGGAUGUGCAUGAGGACAGCUGCGGCAUUUGCCGGAUGCAGUUCGAUACGUACUGCGUGGAUUGCAAGAAGCCUGGCGAUGAGUGCCCACCAAUCUGGGGCAAAUGCAACCACAUCUUCCAUCUGCACUGCAUCUUGAAGUGGAUUCAACAGCAGGGCGCCGAGGCUCACUGCCCCAUGUGCCGCCAGCCCUGGGAGUUCAAAUAG
This is a messenger RNA of Acanthamoeba castellanii str. Neff, 357 nucleotides long. RefSeq names its product zinc finger, C3HC4 type (RING finger) domain containing protein. Gene Ontology annotation, molecular function: ubiquitin protein ligase activity; cullin family protein binding; zinc ion binding. Gene Ontology annotation, cellular component: nucleus; anaphase-promoting complex. The record is from RefSeq and is a predicted model, not a curated record. Lineage: Eukaryota; Discosea; Longamoebia; Acanthamoebidae. Gene Ontology annotation, biological process: positive regulation of mitotic metaphase/anaphase transition; anaphase-promoting complex-dependent catabolic process; protein ubiquitination. The transcript has 3 exons. The coding region runs from base 1 to 357 and encodes 118 amino acids.